This is a messenger RNA of Pyrus x bretschneideri (Chinese white pear), 1875 nucleotides long. Its product is annotated as RNA-binding protein 24-A. NCBI's taxonomy places the organism in Eukaryota, Viridiplantae, Streptophyta, Magnoliopsida, Rosales, Rosaceae. Bases 377 to 1222 code for a protein of 281 amino acids. The record is from RefSeq and is a predicted model, not a curated record. Gene Ontology annotation, molecular function: RNA binding. The transcript is spliced from 6 exons.
CUUUCCUCUUUUUUUCCAACUUUUGCUUUCGCCCUCUCUCUAGUUUCCUCUCCUCUUUUCUUUUUGUUGAUCUCUGACCCAAUUGUCUGUCUGUGUGCUAUCAACACCCUCACCACCACCACCACCAAGUUUACCAUCGAAAUCUCAAACAAGAUCCCUCUUCUUCUUAUUCUUCUUGUUCUUGUACCAGCAGCAGCAGCGAGGGCUAGAGCUAGAUCUACUAGUAGUGUAGGGCAUGCCAAUCAGUGGUAGCUAGCUAGAUAUAUAGGACUCUCUUCUUAAUUAGUAACACCAACACCACCGCACAGGAUUUCCAAGAUACCGACCGAGAGCUGAUCAUAUCAUCAUAUCGUUCGCGAUCAAUCGAGAAUUGAAGAUGACUCCAGCUAAUCUGGCAGGGCAGUUUGGCGACACGACUUACACCAAGGUGUUUGUUGGAGGGUUGGCAUGGGAAACCCAGAAGGAAACCAUGAAGAAAUACUUUGAACAGUUUGGUGACAUCUUGGAGGCCGUUGUUAUCACUGAUAAGGCCACUGGGAGAUCUAAGGGCUACGGAUUUGUAACUUUUCGCGAAGCCGAAGCUGCGAUGAGAGCUUGUGUGGAUGCUGCUCCCGUGAUUGAUGGGAGGAGGGCUAACUGCAACCUGGCUUCUCUUGGUGUUCAGAGAUCCAAGCCUUCAACUCCAAAGCAUGGUGGAGGAGGGGGAGGCAGGAGCUUUGGGAGGGUGGGGCCAUUCCAAACAGGGUUUGGAGGAGGAGUGGGAUCAGCUUUUCCCUCUGCAGCAACCUUCGCUCAUUAUGCCAUCCAACAAGGGAUACCUUACAAUCUUUAUGGGUACUCUUCGUACUCGCCAGACUACACUUAUCCUACGAACUACUAUGGUUUGUAUGGAGGGGCAGCAGGCCAGUAUCCUAUGUACGGGACAAGCCCUGCAACUGGGAUGGUGGCCGGAGCAGCAGCAGCGGCGGCAUUUUACCCCUAUCUUUCAUAUGGAUCGGAAGGGAAUGGAGGAGCCGCAGCAGGUGCGUAUGGUAGCUCAGGUGUGCCGAGCUAUGCAACUGGUGUCCAAUACCCCCACCAGCAGCAGCAGCAGCAGCUUUUUCAGUAUUCGACCAUGAACUCAAGUGGAGUUGGAGGCUACCAGCACUAUGGUCCUCCCAUUUCUCUUGCGCCCUCGCCCGCCUUGCAGUCACCAGUGUGUUUUGCUGUGCCACAGGCGUAACCGUGGCCCUUCCUGCACCAAUUCCUCAUCGCUAGUUCAUCCGAAAGUGCGUGCGUGCAUGCAUGGCUUCAAUUUAUUUGAAACUCGAUUCCACCCUCAUCGGCUGCAAAUGCUUCUGAGUUUUCAGCAACCUCUGGCCUAACCAUGGUUCACUUCUCCAUCUCUUUCUCUCUCUCGCUGUCUAACACACAAUUAAUUAGCCCAAGCAAUUGGCAUUUGAGCUAAUUAAUUUGCACACAUACAAAGUCUCCCAAAGGGGCUACAUGAAAUCAUUCCAUCUCCACAAUUGGCUGGGGUACGUAGGUACGUGCAUCUCAUGCAUACUCAUGCAUUUCAUUUUCCCCUUGAAGAGUUCCUUUGAAGAGGAACUAAAGCAUCCCUUUAAACACCAACUCAGGCUACUGGGUUUUAGCCAAGUUGGAAAAUAGUUUUCGUUGUUUCCCUUAAAAUUCUUAGCCCUGGAGAGGCUGAGGCAACAAAAGAAAAAUGUUACUUUUGGCCCAGGAAGGCUAAAGAAAUGCAUAAAAUGGCUUGCGAAUAUUGUAAAUUCAAAACAAAUAGCAAGCCCCUCACUUUUGAAAAUUUUCAAUCCAAAAAUGUUUAAUCCCUCAAUCUUCAGCUAAUCAAUCACCUCAAACAAAAAGAGGCGCACA